Sphaerulina musiva SO2202 is the source of this 1774-nucleotide messenger RNA. Its product is annotated as FAD/NAD(P)-binding domain-containing protein. The transcript is spliced from 5 exons. Bases 104 to 1750 code for a protein of 548 amino acids. Gene Ontology annotation, molecular function: NADP binding; N,N-dimethylaniline monooxygenase activity; flavin adenine dinucleotide binding. The record is from RefSeq and is a predicted model, not a curated record. NCBI's taxonomy places the organism in Eukaryota, Fungi, Ascomycota, Dothideomycetes, Mycosphaerellales, Mycosphaerellaceae.
GACUUCCGCUGCUAUUGUUGUCGUUGUUGUUGUUGCAACCAUUAAGCGGAAACUUGUCUUUUCUCCCAGUCUUUCCAUUCGAAUUAAACCUUCUCCUGUCAAGAUGGGUUCUAUGCCAGAAGAGAAGAUCGAAUAUGUCGAUGUCUUGCUCGUUGGAGCGGGCUUCGCAUCCUUUACAUUGUUGAACAGACUACGAAAGCUCGGUCUGUCUGUUCGGAUUUACGAAAAGGGUGCAGCGAGUGGUGGAAUUUGGUACUGGAACUGCUAUCCUGGCGCUCGAGUGGACUCGGACACGCCCAUCUACCAACUAUUCGAUAAAGAGCUCUGGGAAGACUUCACAUACAAGGAGAGGUAUCCCGCAUGGCCUGAGCUGAGAAGGUACUUUCAGCACGUCGAGAAGAAGUGGAACAUUAGCGAGUACACGACGUACAACAAGUGCGUAGACACUGCCACCUUUGACACCAAGACGGAUCUCUGGACCAUUGAAUCCUCCGACGAGACCAAGAUUCAAGCUCGUUGGUUCAUGCCAUGCAUUGGAUUUGCUUCGAAGCACUAUUCGCCACCCUUUCCCGGUCUGAGUAACUUCAAGGGAGAAGUGUACCACACUGCCAAAUGGCCACAACACGGCGUCAACUUCCGUGGCAAGCGUGUCGCUGUCAUUGGACAAGGCGCAUCUGGCAUUCAAACCGUGCAAGACCUCAGUCCCAAAGUCAAAGAAAUGACCGUCUACAUCCGAACUCCCAACCUCUGCCUACCCAUGAACCAGCGAACUCUCGACCCCGAAGAAGAAGAGCGCAAGAAAAAAGACGGAACCUACGAAAAAGCCAUCCAAGACACCCGCUCCACCUUUUCCGGCUUCACCUACGACUUCAUCGGCAAAAACACCUUUGACGACACCCCCGAAGAGCGCGAAGCUUUCUACCACAAACAACUCGUCCAAGAAGGCGGUUUCAAAUACUGGCUCAACACCUACGACGACAUGCUCUUCGACAACGCCGCCAACGACGAAGCCUACAAUUUCUGGCGCAAAACCGUCCUCAAACGCGUCACCGACCCGGAAAAACAAAAAAUCCUCGCCCCUGAAAUCAAACCUCACCCCUGGGGAACCAAACGCCCCUCUCUCGAACAAAACUUCUACGAAGUCAUCGACAAACCCCACGUCGAACUCAUCGACCUCAACACCAACCCCAUUCAAACCGUCGAAGAAAAAGGUCUGGUAACACCCUUAGGACUCAAAGAAAUCGACGUAUUAAUUCUCGCGACGGGAUUCGAUUCCGUGACGGGUUCUCUCGCGCAAUUGAAUAUUCGAAAUGUGCAGGAUGAGACGAUUGCGCAUCAUUGGAGGGAUGGAACGAGGACUUCGAUGGGGAUUGCUAUUCCCGGGUUUCCGAAUAUGUUUUUCCUCUAUGGACCGCAGGCCCCGACGGCGUUUUCGAAUGGACCGAGUUGUACGCAGUUUCAGGCGGAGUUUGUGGAGGAGAUGAUGAAGAAAGUUCUGCAAGACGGGAUUACGAGGAUUGAUGCGAAGAAGGAGGCGGAGGAGGAUUGGUGUAGGAGGAUGAAUGAAAAAUGGAACGCCACGCUCUUCCCACUCGCCAAAUCCUGGUAUCAAGGAGCGAAUAUCCCCGGAAGAAAAGUUGAACCGUUGAAUUGGGCGGGGGGAAUGGUGGAGUAUACGGAUUCUUUGCAUAAGAGUUUGGAGAAUCAUUAUCAGGGUUGGAAUGUUUAUAAAGAGGGGGUGAAAGUUUGAAGUUUGAGUUGAAAUGAGAUGAGA